CCUACCUAGCUACCUACUACACCGCUGCUCAACUUCUGAAUUCCUCCCCCCGCAUGCACAGUGGUGCAGCCCUCGGAGACGGGGCGAGACGAGGCGCCGGCCACCGCGCUGAUCGAUCUCGGCCCCUCUCUCUCCCGAUUGGUAGCUGGAGAUAGAUGGAAUUUCUUCUUCCUUUCAAGAUUGGCGAUCUCGCGGAAUACAAGUGCUUCCUGACCGGUUACAGGGGUGCAUGGUUUCGCUGCAAGGUACUUAAUAAGCGUGUCAACGAGUCUGCUGGUUACCUGGAAUAUUACUUGGAGUAUAUUGACUAUACAAGUGAAGAGAAGGAAUGGGUCCAGGUCUUCGAAAAGAACCCAGCGAGCUCCAAUAAAAAUUCAAGAGAGAGUAUUCAACUCAUGAUAAGGCCUUCUUUUCCUCAAUGGUGUUAUGGACACGAAGUUCCUGAGCAGUUCCCAAAUAGUGAUGUCACAGCAAUUGUUGAUGAAGCUUGGAAAGUAGGUGAUCUGGUUGAUUGGUUGAAUGAAGGUUGUUAUUGGUCUGGGACAAUUACUAAGUUACUCAAUGAAGAUACGGUGGAGGUAAAGCUGCUGGCACCUCCCAUAGGUGAAGGCAAGCGUUAUCAUGCUAAUCGUGAUGACCUGAGGCCUACCCUUGAGUGGUCCCUAAUAAAUGGUUGGACCGUACCUCUUUCACAGGCAAAUAAAAAAAGAUGGCAUGCUGCUCGUCUACUUCGACAUUCUAAAUCUGAAUCAGAGAAGAGCACAACAUAUGACCAGUCAUCGUCAGAUGAUGAAUAUGGUGAUAGCAGCGGAGGCGUGCAGCUAUCAGGAUGCGCAGCUUCGAGUACAUCCCAGGGAGGUCCUGUCGCCCUGGCACCUCCAUCAGCCACAAACAGUGCUUCCAGCCCAAAGGCUCAGAAGUAUGGCAAUCUCCCUUCCGCAGAGAUCCUGAAGCCAAGCUCAACAUCCAAAUCACCAGACCCCAGCCAUGGCACUGAAUCUGCUACAACCAGCAGGCAACCUUAUGGUAUCGGAGUAACUGGCCACCAAGAAUUGGGUACGGAAAUCUCAAGCAAGCAAGAGCAGGACUGGCUGGUAAAAGCUGAGGCUGAUGAUGAUGGUCAAGACGAGUUUCUGGAGAAGCUGGACGCGGUUGAAGCCAAACUCAGUCACCUCAUGAAGCGCACACAGAUGGAACAGAAACCCUGAGCCGAAGUGCUGGCUUUCUGCCGCGCCGUGGGUCAUCGAAGUAUGAUGCGUGAGGCAAAUGAAGUGGGGCUUAGAAGGUGCAUCUUCACCCGGGGCCAUCGAGUGCCUGUUGUUGCUGAAUGUUGGUGUUGUAUACCGUGGCUAUAGACUCUGGUGCUGGCGUGCUGCAUGUUGUUGUGAACUGUUCCUGGCGAGUUGUUUGUUGUAGAAGCAGGAGAAGGUAAUCCAGCUUAUAGUUGCUGUUGAGCCAUAAGUGGUAGAUGAACUCAUAAAUGCGUCAUUUUGUAGAAGCUGAGGGGAAUGCAUUGGUGAGAACAACAUUUUGGAUAUGUGGUGACAUCAAUUCAUCAUUACUAUUUACUCCCUC
This is a messenger RNA of Panicum virgatum (switchgrass), 1575 nucleotides long. RefSeq lists its product as uncharacterized. Lineage: Eukaryota; Viridiplantae; Streptophyta; Magnoliopsida; Poales; Poaceae. The transcript is spliced from 7 exons. Bases 156 to 1208 code for a protein of 350 amino acids. The record is from RefSeq and is a predicted model, not a curated record.